This is a messenger RNA of Harmonia axyridis, 1696 nucleotides long. RefSeq names its product 4-hydroxybenzoate polyprenyltransferase, mitochondrial (gene Coq2). The transcript has a single exon. Gene Ontology annotation, biological process: ubiquinone biosynthetic process. Gene Ontology annotation, cellular component: mitochondrial inner membrane. Lineage: Eukaryota; Metazoa; Arthropoda; Insecta; Coleoptera; Coccinellidae. Bases 114 to 1208 code for a protein of 364 amino acids. The record is from RefSeq and is a predicted model, not a curated record.
AUCCAAAAGUCAUUAAUUAACCUCAAAAAUUAUUGUAGGUUAAAAACAAAACACAUAAAAAUGAGUAAUUAACGGAUUCAAAUUAAAUUUGCGUUUAUAAAAUAGUACUGACAAUGUACACACAUAGAAUUUUGAGAUGUGCUCAUUCAAAUUACCCUAAAAUUUUAUCGCUGACUAAAAAGUUGGAAUUGCAAAAUAUCACGAAAUUUAGAGAAUCUGCCUUGUAUUAUUCAUCGCAAAAAGAGAAUGCUGCAAGCUAUAAGAUUACGAAUUUACCUGAAAAAUUAGUGUAUUCUUCACCAAAAAUAUUGCAACCAUAUUUAAAAUUAAUGAGACUUGACAAACCAAUUGGAUCAUGGUUGCUGUUUUGGCCUUGCGGAUGGAGUAUAGCCAUGGCAGCACCUACAGGGUCAUUUCCAGACCCUUAUUUACUAGCUCUGUUUGGAGCAGGGGCAGUAGUAAUGAGAGGUGCUGGAUGCACAAUUAAUGAUAUGUGGGAUAAAGACAUUGAUGCUAAGGUGGAAAGGACAAAAAAUAGACCUUUAGUUAAUGGAGAUGUCUCAACGAAACAGGCUUGGGUAUUUUUAGCUGGACAAUUGAGUGUUGGAUUAACAAUUUUACUACAGUUAAACUGGACAAGUGUAUUUUUAGGUGCAUCUUCUUUAGGACUUGUUAUUUGUUAUCCAUUAAUGAAACGUUUUACAUAUUGGCCUCAGUUAGUUUUAGGUUUUACUUUUAAUUGGGGAGCCUUACUUGGAUAUUGUGCUGUGAAAGGAUAUGUAGAUUUAUCUAUAUGUUUGCCAUUGUAUAUAGCUGGUGUAUGCUGGACAAUAAUUUAUGAUACUAUUUAUGCUCAUCAAGAUCGAUUAGAAGAUAUAAGUAUAGGUAUUAAGUCAACUGCUAUAAAAUUUGGGGAAAAAACUGAUUUAUGGUUAACUGGGUUUGCUGCUACUAUGGUCAGUAAUUUAAUAUUAUCGGGAAUUAUGAGUGAACAAACUUGGCCAUAUUAUUUAAGUGUGGCUGCCGUUGCAACUCAUUUAACAAAUCAAAUUUAUAAUUUGAAAAUAAAUAAUGGAAAAGAUUGUGCAGAAAAAUUUAUUUCUAAUGCGAAUGUGGGUCUAAUUUUAUUUCUUGGUAUUAUCAGUGGCAUCCUUUUGAAAAAAUCUGAAAAACAUCAAAGCAAAGAUUUUAUUGAAAAACUGAUAUAAUUUUUAUCAAUAAUUAUAAAUAGUAUCAACUAGUCACUAUUAUGUUUCAGAAAACUGUUAAUGUUGUUUGUUGGCCUCAUAUAAAGUGAAUAUAAAAAAUUCAUUUAAUAUAGUUCCAUCCUUAAUUAAUUAAAAUAUUUUGAUCAUAUUCAAGAAUUUAUGAUGAAAGCUAAUAAAAAUGAGAUACCAUUGAGAAUAAUUUCAUUUUACAUUCCUUAUGCUGGUGUAGUAUUUUCAGUUUUGUUAUAUCACUUUUGCUUAAAAUUGACUAAUGAUUUUGCCAAUAUCAUUUUAGCAAUGACAUAUGAAAUAUUUCGUGUACUGUACUUCAAAAUGAGAAUUCUAUUUCCAAGAAAAUGUUUUUGAAGCAAUAAUAGAAUUUAUUUCUGAAAUAGGAUACUACAGAACUUUUAGAAAAUAUAUGGAGGAUAAUAUCGAUAUAUUUUGGUUUAUUAUUCCUGAUAAGAAAUCUCCAUAAUAUUUUGAGG